Hemibagrus wyckioides is the source of this 1854-nucleotide messenger RNA. RefSeq names its product interleukin-15 receptor subunit alpha-like. Lineage: Eukaryota; Metazoa; Chordata; Actinopteri; Siluriformes; Bagridae. Bases 550 to 1353 code for a protein of 267 amino acids. The record is from RefSeq and is a predicted model, not a curated record. The transcript has 7 exons. Gene Ontology annotation, molecular function: interleukin-15 receptor activity. Gene Ontology annotation, cellular component: plasma membrane. Gene Ontology annotation, biological process: interleukin-15-mediated signaling pathway.
GCCCGUGUUCCUGUAUCUGCAGCACUAAGCGCCGCUCGCACCUCGACCGCUACUGACUGCUAUUUUCCGUUACCGGUAUUAUUUUAACCAUUUACUCGUUGUACACGACACGUGGCAUGGUGACUCGAGGUAGGAAAUAAAUAAUCAUCGAGUUAACAUGACGAGUUGACUGUAUGUUGAGUCUAGAAUAGAAUAUUUUUCCGUUCCGUAGAUUCCAUGACCAGUUUAUACUUUAUGUAGUGUUUAUGUAUGGUCUAUGAGCGCGUUAUAAAGUGACUUAUCCUGGAAAAAAAAAAAUGACUUGUGAGCAAGUACCAGGAGCGUCGUGUGUGGUUUUAUUUCAAGCGCUCCACAACCUUGGCGUUUCAUUUCCAAACAGAAAGUGAAAGUUGUUUUAUUUUUUGCCCCUUGCGAAAACAGCGACACACGCACGCACGCGCGCACACACACACACACACACACACACACACAAUGACAUCUGUGUAGUUCUUAAAAUGUGUAGAAAGCUCUGGCAGGAUAUUCAGCUCUGGCGAUCUGGACUCACUGGAUAUGCGCGCAUCCACACUCACCUUCAUCUUCAUCAUAUUUGAAUACUCCAUCAUCACCGGAGGAGAUGGAAAUUGUGGGGAUCCUCCAGAGAUUGAAAAUGCAAAGAAAGCAUACAAUGUCACUUCCAAGUUCCGCAUGAACUGUAGUGAAGGAUACCUGAGAGAAGCUGGAACUUCCAACCUUUUUAAAUGUGAAAAUAACAAAUGGAAGAACAGUCCAAGUCUAAAAUGCAUACGUUCACCGUUCAGUCCAACACAGAUGACAACUGACAUGAAUUAUGAAACAGUUCAAAGUACUUCCACAGUAAAAGGGAAAGUUGUCUUCACAACAACAAACAAAGCUUCCACAACAUCACGGACAUCCCCCCAUACCUCUCAGAGGACCACAACAAUGGAGGAGACAUCUGUGACCACAUCCAUUACGGCUAGAAUUACAGCUCCAUCCACGACAGAGAAAGAAAAACUGCAUGAUAUGUGCACCACUAGCAGCCACAUUACCACAUCCACUGAGCAAGAGCCAACCAAAGACAAACAAGAAUUUAUUUCUACAGUCGCUGGAGGGAUCAUAGUGAUUGUAAUUCUUGGUGUGGCAGCAGCAGUAGCAAUCCUUUUAUUGCGUCGACGGUCAAGGCCACGUAGAGCUGGUGGCAAUCCUGUAGAUAUGACGGUCCUGGCACAAGGCUCAGAUCAGCCUUUAAUAAACCCCACCAUGAUCAGCUGUCCUCCAGAUUCAAGCCAAUCUCCAAUCACUAUUUUUAAAGUUUCUUCUGAGAGCAUGAAUACAGAUUCUCCUCUUUCUGCUUAAAAUGUUGAAUGGAAGUUGAAUGGAACAUAACUCAUAUCUGGACAAUGGCAUUAUUCAUUAUAUAUUCAUUCAUUAUAUUCAUCAUAUAUCAAAAUGGCAUGCUUGCAAUAAACAUAAUUAAAUAAUAAUUAAUUAUUGUAUGUCUUUCAUAUUCAUGACACAUUGUUGAUAUUUUAUGGCGCUUUAUGUACGGAUCAUGUGUUUUAUUUAUUUAAAAUAAAAUAUUAACAGAUACAUGUAGCUUUUUUUUACUGAUUAAACUGUCAAUAAUGAAAAUGUUGAUUUUUAUUCCAUCAUUUUAUGUGUCCAAUCCCAAAUGUCUGGUACACUGGCCACUGUGUUAUAUUUUAUGUGUUGUGACCCUACUAAAUAUAAAUAUAUAAUAAGUGUGUUGUGGCUUUUUUUUUUCUUAUAAGUGAAUUUCUAUGUAUCGUGUGGGACUCAUUCUAAGACUAUUCUUGUACUUAACCACAUAAAUAAAUCAUUAGAUCAUGCAACGGA